Messenger RNA from Haemonchus placei, 300 nucleotides. Lineage: Eukaryota; Metazoa; Nematoda; Chromadorea; Rhabditida; Trichostrongylidae. The record is from the annotation of a GenBank genome assembly.
AUGUGCUUGGAUACGGCCACAAAUCGACGUGCAUUCAUGAAAAAAGUUGCUCUCAUGGAUAUGAUUUCGGAGGAGUACGUUUAUGUGGAUAUCAAUGCUGACGAUGUUGAUCCUAACGCACUGAAGGAAUUUCAAGCAAAAGUAGUCGCGCGUAUGGCCACCUGGGCCCGCCAUCUUCAUGACGUUUUCUACCUCUACGGACUAUCCCUGAAUGAUUCACUGACGUUGGAUCCAAUUAAUGGGGUGUCCAACGCCACGGCUCUUUCUCAAUCCAUGGAACGAAGUUUUCUAGGUGAGUAG